AUGUCGUCCGAAAAAGCGGAGCCGGUGCACGAUGAAGAUAUUGGCAGCAGUGAUGGAGUGGUCCCUAUUGAGCCUGGCAAGAAGGGGGCCGGUCUGACGCCUAAGACUAUCAUGGCCAUCGUUUCCCUCUGCUUCCUCUACAACUCCUACCUCUUCACGCAACUGAUGCCAGCCGUCAUCCUCUCAAGCAUCAACGCCGAUCUAGGCCCCGACUCCAACUACCCAUGGAUCACCAUCUGCUGGAACGUCGGCGCCGCAGUAAUCGUCACAAUCGGCGGGCGCCUCUCCGACAUCUUCGGCCGCCGCUGGUUCCUCAUCUCGGGCGCCCUCUUCGGCGCAAUCGGGGCCGUGGUCGGCGCCACGGGCCGCAGCAUACCGCAGAUGAUAGCGGCCGGCGUCCUAAUGGGGAUCGGCGGCGGGUUCGGCGAGAUGAUCUUCGCCAGCGUGCAGGAGAUUGUGCCAAACCAGCAGCGUCUGUUCGUGCUGGGCUGCGUCGAGAUCUCGAAUAUCCCUGCCAUGCUCAGUCCCAUGAUUGGAUAUGCGUUCAUCAGCCACGCGAAACUCCGCUGGCGGGUGUGCUACUGGUGGAUGUUUGCGUUUGAGGCCGUCACGGCUGUUUUUCUUUUCGUUUUCUAUAGGCCGCCUUCGUUCACGACGAAGCAUCGCGGUGAUGGGAAGACGAGGCGCCAGCUGCUCGCGUCGCUGGACUAUGUUGGCUUGUUCCUGUUCCUGGCUGGGUGCGUCUUGCUCCUUUUGGGUCUGAACUGGGGAGGGCGCAAUUUUCCGUGGAAGAGCGUCGGGGUUAUAUUGCCCAUCGUGCUUUCCGGUGUUAUCUUUGUGCUGUUGGGGGUUUGGGAGGUCUAUGCCAACCUCGAAUACCCGAUCUUGCCUCCGAGGUUGUUCAGGAAGUGGCGCGACUUCACUUCAAUCAUUGCCGUGACGUUCGUCGGCGGCAUGCUAUACUACAGUAUGAACGUCCUCUGGCCCCGUCAAUCAGCGCUGCUCUGGGUCCCAGCAGGCGACUCCACUCUCCAAGGCGUAUACGCAAACAUGGUCUCCUUCGGCACCAUCCUCGCCGGAACGAUGAUCAUCACAAUCGUCCCCAAAGUAGGGCACGAGCGAUGGCAGAUGAUCGGAUUCCUGAUCGUCCAAACAGCCAUGAUCGGUUCAUUGGGAUCAGUCGGCGCCGACGACAAAGCCCAAGCCAUUGCAACCAUCAUCAUCGUCGCAGCGACCGUCACGCCGCCCCAGUUCCUCGCGUUCGGCAUGAUCUCCCUGGCGCUGGACUCGCAGGCGGACAUCGGAAUCAGCCAAGGCCUGCUGUGCACAUUCCGGCUCAUCGGCGGUGCGGUGGCCACGGCCAUCUACACGGCCAUCCAAUCCAACCGCUACAGCUCAAUCAUCGAGGGGAUGGUCCGCUCCGCUGCAGAGGAUUCAGGCUACGCCGGCUCCAUUGCGGACUUACUCGCCGCUGCUACGAUAAACACGCAAGCGGCGUAUGAAGGCGUGCCUAGCACCACGGAUCAGGUUAUAGAUGCAGUACAGCAGGCCGUCAAGGUUGCCAGUGCGGAAUCAUAUCAGCUUGUCUAUGAGGUUGCGGUGGCCUUUGGGGGGCUGGCGAUUCUUGUCGCGCUGACGACGAGAGAUAUCGACAAGGAGAAGAAGACGAAUGAAACGGCGGUGCAGUUGGAGAAUGAGGGUGUGCGUAGUGACGAGCCUGUUUAG
This is a messenger RNA of Aspergillus mulundensis, 1725 nucleotides long. RefSeq lists its product as uncharacterized. NCBI's taxonomy places the organism in Eukaryota, Fungi, Ascomycota, Eurotiomycetes, Eurotiales, Aspergillaceae. Gene Ontology annotation, biological process: transmembrane transport. The record is from RefSeq and is a predicted model, not a curated record. Gene Ontology annotation, cellular component: membrane. Bases 1 to 1725 code for a protein of 574 amino acids. The transcript is spliced from 6 exons. Gene Ontology annotation, molecular function: transmembrane transporter activity.